AUGCCUCCACCUGACACACCUCCGGCUACGGCCGCCCAGGUCCAGCAGGGUAGCGCUGCAGUCUCACCGACCUCGACGCUGCAUGAUAUUGGUAGUCCGUCCAAGGCGCGCUUUGGCCUUACCAAGUCUGCGGGUUUUAAACCCAUAGGGCAAGCAAGCUCCUCCGUAAAAUUGUUCUUCCCACAAGACGAUGAAGUAUCAGAGGGACCCAGAUCCCCACAGCAUUCCGAACAUAUCUCGCGAACAGAGCUCCCCAUUAAGCGCUCUCGCCAAGAUAUCAGCUCUGACAGAGAGGGGGAUGAUAGAGACUAUCCCCACAGGGCCGCCUCGGUGCAGCAGGGCGAAGUAUCAUGGCAGUCAAAAGAGCCUGGCAUGGAGCCGAUGGCACCUCCAUCACCGUUGUUGCGCGACGCUACAAGGGCACCACCUUCGCCGAAACACGCACGGAGCGGUGAUGUGGAUGGCAUCACACGGCCAUCUUCUCCUUCAGCAUCUCCCAAAGAGUUGUAUACAAUUGUCAGUCAAGUUGGCGAAGGAACGUUUGGAAAAGUAUACAAGGCUCGCAACACCAUAACCAACGUUCACGAAAAGGAUGGCUUUCCUGUCACCGCUAUGCGUGAGAUCAAACUCCUCCAGUCCCUUCGUCACCAGAACGUCGUUCGCCUUUUUGAAAUGAUGGUUUCUAACGGAUCUGUCUUCAUGGUAUUUGAGUACAUGGACCAUGACCUUACUGGCGUCCUCUCCCAGACUCAGUUCGCAUUUUCGGAAGCCAACUUGAAGUCGCUAUGCAGCCAGAUGCUUGCCGGCCUUGCAUAUCUCCAUCACAAGGGGGUUAUUCACAGGGAUAUCAAAGGUUCCAAUAUCUUAAUUAACAAUAGAGGGGAGCUCAAACUUGCCGAUUUUGGUCUGGCUCGAUUUUAUCAAAAGCGCCGGCGUAACGACUACACCAACCGUGUAAUCACGCUUUGGUACCGACCUCCUGAAUUGCUCUUUGGUGCUACUGUAUACGGACCUGAGGUGGACAUGUGGAGUGCUGGAUGCAUCAUGCUCGAACUAUUCACGAAGAAGCCAAUAUUCCAGGGUAAUGAUGAAAUUCAUCAGCUGGAAGUGAUCUACCGGGUUUUUGGGACGCCUACUCCGGAGCGUUGGCCAGGGAUCACGGAGUUGCCGUGGUAUGAGCUUGUAAAGCCAAAAGAGGUUGCCCCGGAUCACUUUAGGGAACUCUUUCAAAGAUGGCUCUCUCCUGCAGCGCUCGACCUUGCAGAACAACUGCUGACCUACGAUCCUGCCAAGCGAGUCACUGCGAUACAGGCUCUUGAAGCCCCUUACUUCAAGGUCGAGCAGCCACCCCCAGAAUUACCUGUCGGACUGUCCUUAUUGGAGGGUGAGUGGCAUGAACUGGAAACCAAGCGGGAGCGGGCUAGGAAGCGACGUAAACUGGAAAACGCUUUGCAAGAACAUCCUAUUUAA
Messenger RNA from Pisolithus orientalis, 1470 nucleotides. RefSeq names its product Pkinase-domain-containing protein. Bases 1 to 1470 code for a protein of 489 amino acids. The record is from RefSeq and is a predicted model, not a curated record. Gene Ontology annotation, molecular function: ATP binding; cyclin binding; cyclin-dependent protein serine/threonine kinase activity. Gene Ontology annotation, biological process: protein phosphorylation; transcription elongation by RNA polymerase II; positive regulation of transcription elongation by RNA polymerase II. The transcript is spliced from 6 exons. Lineage: Eukaryota; Fungi; Basidiomycota; Agaricomycetes; Boletales; Pisolithaceae. Gene Ontology annotation, cellular component: nucleus; cyclin/CDK positive transcription elongation factor complex.